CUCUAGAAUCGACACAACUCUAAUAUAAUACAAGUGUGCUGUGCGCUUCAUUUUUACACAAUUUUAGAUAUAUAUUUACAUUGGAAUAUCUCCGAUUCUCAGAAGUAUUUGAAGACGCAUUAAGCAAUCCAAUCACAUAGUAACUAUAGUGGAAGCGAUAAAUAUAUAUGAAGAGAACGACAGAGAAGCAGCACACCUAGAAAGCAAAACGCUAUAUUCAAAGACGACGCACACACAGUGCGUGUGUGUGUGCCAGCGUGCGUGUGUGUGUGUGUGAGUGCCUAUGUCAGUGUUUCAGUGCGUGCUUCUGUCGUCGUCGUCGUCGUAGUUCGUCGAACACGAAAAAAGGAGUAAGCCAAAAAGAAGCUGAGGCUGUGUGCACAACGUAGGAACGAAGGAGGAACAGCUAUUUUGCCGGAACACGCAAUUCUGUUGUUGUAGAGAGGAGCAACAGCAGCGCCCUCUACAAACGAAAAACGCUUACAUACAUAUAGAAAACCAACAAGAACAAGCAGAACAACAACAAACACACACACAAGCAGAAGCAGCAACAAAGGUGUUGCCCCACAACAACAAAAAAAAGAAGAAAGAUGCAACAACAACAACAGGAAUCAGGAGGCGAAGAGAGCUGGCUAGAGGAGCAGUUCCUACGCGAAAUCAACGGCCAAAACGAUGAAUACGAGCGCGAAUUUGUGCGUCAACGCGACAACAAUUUAAGCACCGUCUGGGGCGCAUUCCAGGAUUCGGCCACAGCCGUUGCACAGCUCUAUCGUGAGCGCUCAUCAAACACAUACGCUUCAGAGACUGGAGCACUGUGGCUGCCCUUUCAGACUGCAGCUGGCACAGUGACAACACUCUACAAAGAAUCUUGUGAUGGUCUCAAACGCACCAGCGACGCUGCCAUACAAUGCGGCUACCAAAGACGCACACGCGAACUGGCCGAUUGGGCGCGUAGCAAAAAACGCCGGAUGAUACGUCGCGAGGAUUUGCUGGCGUUUUUAGCUGGAAAACCGCUGCCAAUGCAAUCAACGAAUCCACAUGCCAAUCGUCGCUCACCGAAGCCAGAGCAUAAUAAUCAUCAUGGUGGCCAAGUCAGUGGAGGUGGAGGAGGCGCCAAUGGCGUCACUGGUUUUGCUAGCAACGGACUGAACAUGAUGGCGCCCACAAACACAAAUGGUGGACAGACAGCAGCGACAGCUGCGCACUUGCUUAAUAACCCCGCAAGCGGUCAGGUGGCAACAGUCGGCGCCACAGGCGGUGCUCUGGGCGCCGCCAGUGGCAUCGUUGGCGAUGAUUUGCACACUUUCAAGGAGGCCUUAGUUUUGCGUCCACGUGGUCCGGAACUAUUUGCAUUUGUUGCCAACGAAAUAGCGCGUCAUUGCAAGCGGCCCGGCAGUCCCAUCGAUGAUAAAAUGGAUAUUUGUCAUUACAGUAGUAAACGUCAGCGCUUUAUGUAAUGUGCAGCCUCUCGUCGGGAUCUACAUAACACGAUACACACACAAACAUACACCACGCCCACAUUAACUACAUUAAAAUUCACAUAUACAACGUUCUACACAUACAUAAAGGAAUAUGUAUGAGGGCUAAAGCAUAACCAGCAAUUUAUACCCGCUCAAUACAAAAAAAAAAAACUAAACUAAACUGAACGAAACAGAAAGAGGACGAUAGGAACAGUCCAAAGGUCCCGCUCACUCGUAACGAGAAAUAGAGAGAGAGGGCGAAUGUGAAAAGGAUGGACAGUAGAAAAUGAAUUUAAUAUUCUUAAUGUCGAUAGACACAUGUAUUGACAAGUCGUGUAAAAUAUUAUAUUCAAAAGUCUUGUUAUUGCGCUAAGCCACAACUACAAAAACAACAUACACAACACUUGACUCGCCUCAUUUAUCCAUCAAACAAGGACAGAUACGAGAGACUUAUAUGACAGACAGAGACAGAAACACUACACAUGCAGCCUGUUGUACGAAAAUACACAAACAAAAAUAUUACAAAAAGAAAAACAACAACAAAAAAAAAAAAAAGAAAUCAACUUAAAAAAUAGAACACACCGAGAACAGCAUAAGUUAAAUUUAGUUAGUUAAGUUAGUUAAGCAAAGAACCCCCUUUCGUUAUAAGUCUUACACAACAAGUCAAGAGAAGUGAUCGAAACCGUAGGAAACAAACAAAACAAAACAAAAAAGAAACAAUGUAAGUUAAAUGAGAAAACAAAGUAUAUGUAUUUAUUGUAUUGUGUUGUUGGACGAUCAAACAAACAAAAAUGUAUAACUGUAACCACACACACACACACACUCACACAUAUGAUUGGCGCCACAGAUAGCAAAACAAUUGUGAACGUAUUAAACACAAAAACAAACGGUUAAAAUGUAGCGAAUACUGUAAUAUAUUCUACAACAAAAACUAUAGAUAACUCUGUUGUUAAAAGCCAAAAGAUGUACAUAAGAAUGAAACUGAUACAAAAGAAAGAAAAGAUACAGAUAAACUAAACAUAUUCUUCAAGCACAGACAGAAAUGAUUUCAAUGCGAAACUAAAAAAAAAAAAAAAGAAAAAUACAAACUAAACUAAUACCUUAUUAACUGUUUUA
Molecule: messenger RNA, 2576 nt
Organism: Drosophila albomicans
Lineage: Eukaryota; Metazoa; Arthropoda; Insecta; Diptera; Drosophilidae
Product: HUWE1-associated protein modifying stress responses
Exons: 5
Coding region: 591-1457 (288 amino acids)
Source: RefSeq, a predicted model, not a curated record